UCAUGGCUUUGGAUUCAAACUUUAUUUAUUUCAUAACUAUGGUUUCUGAUCAAUCAUUUCUUUCGCUCUUGAUCUUACAAUGGCUCAAAUCCAACGGCUCCAGGCAAUGCCAAGUUUGUGCUCAUCAAUCGUUCCGUUGUCAUGUACUCCUAAGAAACUAUAUCUAUAAAUCUUAUAAAUAAAGCAACCACUCAACGUCAUUCGACAUUACAGUUGCAUUCGAAUCGCCAUGAUAACCACAGUCUCUAUUUUGGUGCUGACUGUUCUCCUUUUGGGAACUGUGGAGUCCGUCGCAGUUCAACGAGUAUAUAUCAAGUACUUUUUAGACGACAAUGCCAUGGAAGUGAACGAGACCUUUCCUUUCGAUUCUGAGACCCGAUGUCUCAUGCGAUUAAUGAUCGAUACGUCCAGAUACACGGCUUUCCGAAUCAAAAAUGGCGAAUGCCAAGUGGGCAAGGCAAACAAUCUGGCUUUGGCAGUUGAGGGAGUCGUUCCGACAUUCUUGGGGCAGGUCUGGACGGACCAUUUGAAGCUCUACGUUGGGAUUGCACCAACUUUCGACGAAAGUUUGGUCACCUGCUCCCUUUUAAAUGGACGAAUCCCUGAGCCUAGAAAUAAGACACAUAUUUACGAGGAGAUGGAUGCUCUCGUCAAAUAUGAUCCCAUAGGAUCCCCAUGGGUUGGUCUAACGACAGUCGUAGAAGAAAUCGAACCAAUCUUCGUUUGGGUCUCAAACAUGGAUUUUGCAGCAUUUCUUCCUCCAUAUAAGAUGAUAACGUCAAAUACUGGCAAUUGCUUCUUCUAUGGUAGUGAUACUCAACAAAUCAUCAACACCAAUUGCCUCACACGAACCACAAACAGUUUUGUUUGCGAGUUUUAAAUUGGGAGAAAUGCACAUUUGGCGAGACCGGGUUCUCCGCAACCUUGGCAUGAUUCAACAAUCAAUAACGCUUCUUGAGUUACAAGUAUUGUUGCGGAGUAGAUCAUAUCAUAUAUCCUCAGUAUUUCAUUUCGGUAUUUAAACCUAACGAAAUUAUGAAAACAGAAAUGGUUUAAGAAUUAUACGUGAAAAUGUUAAAACGUGUUUUUCAGUUGAAUAAACAGUAGUAGGUCU
Tigriopus californicus is the source of this 1114-nucleotide messenger RNA. RefSeq lists its product as uncharacterized. The record is from RefSeq and is a predicted model, not a curated record. The transcript is spliced from 2 exons. Bases 230 to 880 code for a protein of 216 amino acids. NCBI's taxonomy places the organism in Eukaryota, Metazoa, Arthropoda, Copepoda, Harpacticoida, Harpacticidae.